AUGUCAGAGUCCAAGGAAGGCGGCGGCUCCUCGGGCUUCUCGAGCUUCAUGGACGACCUCAAGGACAAGUUCUCCGAGUCCAAGCUCCACGAUGCCAAGGUCCAGCUCAUCCACAAAAAGCACCAGAUUGGCAAACUGGGCAACCUCUUCAACAAGGACCAUCGCCACGACGAGGAGCACGAGCAGCGCUGCGACGAGAAGCGCACCAAGAUCUGCGAGUCGCACCGGUUCCAGUCCUUCUUCCCCGAGCGCGACGGCAACCUGAUCAAGUGGUACGUCGAUGGCUGCGACUACUUCUGGGCCGUGUCGGUGGCGCUCGAGCAGGCCAAAGAGUCCAUCUACAUUGCCGACUGGUGGCUCUCUCCGGAGCUGUUCAUGCGCCGCCCGCCCUACCACAGCCAAGAGUACCGCCUGGACCAAAUCCUCAAGCGCAAGGCGGAAGCUGGUGUCAAGAUCUUCGUCAUGGUCUACAAGGAGGUCGAGGCCGCCUUGACGUGCAACUCCAUCCACACCAAGCACGCCCUCCAGUCUCUCUGCCCUGAAGGCACGCCCGGCCACGGCAACAUUCGCAUCAUGAGGCACCCCGACCACAACGUCUUCGAGAACGCCGCCGACAUGACCAUGUACUGGGCGCACCACGAAAAGUUCAUCGUCAUUGACUACGCCAUGGCCUUCAUUGGCGGCCUGGAUCUCUGCUUCGGCCGUUGGGACGCCCGACAGCACCCCCUGUCCGACGUGCAUCCCGAGGGCGUGAAGGAGGAGAUUUGGCCCGGCCAGGACUUUAACAACAACCGCAUCAUGGACUUUAAGAAGGUGCAGGAUUGGCAGCAAAACGAGCUGAGCAAGGCCGAGUACGGCCGCAUGCCGUGGCACGACGUGGCCAUGGGUCUCAUCGGCCCGUGCGUGUACGACAUUGCGGAGCACUUUGUCCUCCGCUGGAACUUUAUCAAGCGAGACAAGUACAAGCGCGAUGAUCGUUUCGACUGGAUCAUCCUCGAGGGCCGCCAGGGCGAGGACGAGGACUUGGUCGGCGUGCAGCGCCCCAAGCACCCCGUCGGAGACUACGUCCAGCAUCCGCUGACGCCCCUGAGCACCAAGAACCUGGACAACCGCGGCACUGUCCACGCUCAGAUCGUUCGGUCCAGUGCCGACUGGUCCAGCGGCAUUCUGACCGAUCAUUCUAUCCAGAACGCAUACUGCGAGGUCAUCCGCAACGCGAAGCACUACGUGUACAUUGAGAACCAGUUCUUCAUCACUGCCACAGGCGAUCAGCAGUCGCCCAUCCACAACACGAUUGGAAAGGCCAUUGUCGAUGCCGUCGUCAAAGCGGGCCAGGAGAAGCGCAAGUUCCGCGUCAUCGUCAUCAUCCCAGCCAUCCCCGGAUUCGCCGGCGACCUCCGCGAAAACGCAGCCUCUGGCACCAGAGCCAUCAUGGACUAUCAGUACAAGUCGAUCUGCCGCGGAGAGAACUCCAUCUUCGAGCAGGUCAGGGCGCAAGGAGUCGAUCCUGACCAGCACAUCUUCUUUUUCAACCUCAGAUCGUACGAUCGCCUCAACAAGACGCACGCCAUCUGCGAGGCGGAGAAGAAGACUGGCGUCAGCUAUCAGCAGGUCCAGCGAGCCGAGGCGGAGGAGAUCAUGUCCGAGGGCGUAUAUGGGUACGAAGAUGACAGCUCUGACGAUGGCGGCAACGGGGGCAACGGGCAUGAGCAUCACGGCCUGGACGCCAGCAAGUUGCACCUGGGAAAGAAGAAGGACAAGACGGAAAAGAAGUCCGUGUCCGAGAUUGAGGCCGACAAGGAUGCGCAGCAAGCUAGGGAGCGCUUCGAAGCCGCCAAACCCGAGGAAAAGAUUGUGUCUGCUGCCUCGGUGGCGCACCAUGCCAUGGCUGGCCAGGGCUCUCUCAAGGAUGAGCCGUGGGAUACGCACGACGACGAGGAGUCGGAGAUCCGCAACUGGAUCCAGGAGGAGUUGUAUGUGCACGCCAAGCUCCUGAUUGCAGACGACCGCGUCGUCAUCUGCGGGUCCAGUAACUUGAACGACCGCAGCCAGCUCGGAAACCACGACAGCGAGCUGAGCAUCGUCAUGGAGGACACGAAGCUUAUCCCGAGCACCAUGGACGGCCAGCCAUUCGAGGCCGGCUAUCACGCGGCGACGCUGCGACGGUUCUUGUGGCGCGAGCACAUGGGCCUGCUGCCUCCCCAGGACCUCAACCCGGAGAAGGACAUCAACGCGCUGCCGCCCAACGUCAACCCCGACAACAACAUCCACGACCAGGACGAGAGCUACAAGUUUGUCGAGGACCCCAUGGGCGACGAGCUGUGGUCGACCUGGACUGGCCAGGCCGAUAAGAACACCAGCCUGUUCCGCCAUCUCUUCCAUGCGGACCCGGAUGACCACAUCAAAACAUUUGACGACUACGACCGAUAUCUGCCGCCUCGCGGCGUCAAGUCGGGCCACAUCUACGACCAGUUCAUGCCGGCCGAGGACGCAAGGGAGAAGCUGUCCCAGAUCAAGGGCCACCUGGUCUGGAUGCCCAAGGCGUUCCUGCGGGACGCCGAGAUGGCGGAGCGAGGGCUGCAGGUCAACUCGUGGACAGAGAGCGUCUACACGUAG
Molecule: messenger RNA, 2616 nt
Organism: Purpureocillium lilacinum
Lineage: Eukaryota; Fungi; Ascomycota; Sordariomycetes; Hypocreales; Ophiocordycipitaceae
Biological process (GO): phospholipid catabolic process; phosphatidic acid biosynthetic process; intracellular signal transduction
Cellular component (GO): intracellular membrane-bounded organelle
Molecular function (GO): D-type glycerophospholipase activity
Source: RefSeq, a predicted model, not a curated record